GGCCCUGCUGUGAGGGACGGAGGUGAAUCUUCCAAAAUGUGGCAGCUGUUGACCACUCUCAGCUGCCUUGUGGUGCUGACCAGUGCCCGGAACAGGCCAAACUUCCCGCCCCUGUCAGACGAGCUGGUCAACUAUGUUAACAAGCGGAACACUACAUGGAAGGCUGGACACAACUUCCACAAUGUAGACCUGAGCUAUGUGAAGAGGCUGUGUGGCACCAUUCUGGGUGGGCCCAAGCUGCCCCAAAGAGUUUGGCUUGCUGAGGACCUAGUUCUGCCUGAAAGCUUCGAUGCCCGGGAACAGUGGCCAAACUGCCCGACCAUCAAGGAAAUCAGAGACCAGGGUUCCUGUGGCUCCUGCUGGGCAUUUGGGGCUGUGGAAGCCAUUUCUGACCGGAUCUGCAUUCUUACCAAUGGGAACGUCAACGUGGAGGUGUCUGCUGAGGACCUGCUUACCUGCUGUGGUUUCCAGUGUGGGGAAGGCUGCAAUGGGGGCUUUCCUUCUGGAGCUUGGAACUUCUGGACAAAAAAAGGCCUGGUUUCCGGUGGCCUCUAUGACUCCCAUGUAGGCUGCAGACCCUACUCCAUCCCUCCCUGCGAGCACCACGUGAAUGGCUCCCGGCCCCCGUGCACGGGAGAGGGGGGCAGCACCCCCAAGUGCAGUAGGAUUUGUGAGGCUGGCUACACCCCAUCCUACAAGGAAGACAAACACUUUGGAUGCAGUUCCUACAGCGUCCCCAGUAGCGAGACGGAGAUCAUGGCAGAGAUCUACAAAAACGGCCCAGUGGAAGCGGCCUUCUCCGUGUAUUCGGACUUCCUGCUGUACAAGUCAGGAGUGUACCAACAUGUCACUGGAGAAAUGAUGGGAGGCCAUGCAGUCCGCAUCCUGGGCUGGGGAGUGGAGGAUGGCACCCCCUACUGGCUGGUUGGCAACUCCUGGAACACUGACUGGGGCGACAGUGGCUUUUUUAAAAUCCUCAGAGGACAGGAUCACUGUGGAAUUGAAUCGGAAAUUGUGGCUGGACUCCCAUGCACUGAGCAGUACUGAAAAAGAAUCUAAUCUGCUGUGGACCCGUAUUGCCAGCCCUGGAGCAUUUUUCCCCCAAAUAUAGGCAGUGGGGCUGGGGAUCAGAUGAGGGAUAAGAAUAUCUUUUAUUAUUUGAGUUCAAAUAGGAUACAAGAGGUUUUAGAUAGGGCCUGAAGGACUGGAUUGGGCCAAACCUCGUGUCUACCAUGAAAGCCGUCUUCUGAGACACAUGUAAGGCCUGGCUACCUCCCAGCCUGUUCAGUGGACUGCUAUCACAAUGCACUUAGACCACGUAAGCCACCGCUGCAAGCAAAGCAAGUCCUUCUCCUGUAGACUAGUGCUGCUCUGGCUCUCGCUGCCACUGUCUCCACAUCCUUCACCUCCUUCCCCAUCCGUGCAUCACCAGGGAGCAUGACAGACCUAAAGGGUUUGUAGGUUUUCCAAAGGAAUGAAAGGUGCAGUUCCUAACAAGACAGCUUCCCACCCAUCAGCAGUAGCUUUCUAGAUUGGGAAAUAGGCUGAGGAGAGAAAUAGUGGGGCUAGCCGUUUGGAGAAAGCCACAUUCCUCCAGGGCCCCUGCAUCUAUUGAGCUUUCUCAUGUUGCUAACCCUCUGGUCUUAUCCUUAGCAUGAUUAUUUUUUAAUAGAAGUUGUAUUUUUUUUUUUUUUUUUUUUUUUUGUGCACCUCAGCUGAUCAUGUGAGUGAAAGAGUCUGAUAGUUGGAAGAGCUGUACUGGUAACUGGGUGGCUGUGAUCUGACUGACCUACCGACCUCUAAUACCACUAGUUUAGAAGAAACCAGUUUUUGCUGUUCAAAAAUCAUGGCCUCACCAUUAAUUUAACAAUAACUGCCAAUAAAAGGUUUCUCCUUCAUGUGAA
This is a messenger RNA of Pteropus alecto (black flying fox), 1904 nucleotides long. It is a transcript of the gene CTSB, whose product is annotated as cathepsin B. Gene Ontology annotation, molecular function: cysteine-type endopeptidase activity. Lineage: Eukaryota; Metazoa; Chordata; Mammalia; Chiroptera; Pteropodidae. The transcript is spliced from 10 exons. Gene Ontology annotation, biological process: regulation of catalytic activity. The coding region runs from base 37 to 1047 and encodes 336 amino acids. Gene Ontology annotation, cellular component: lysosome. The record is from RefSeq and is a predicted model, not a curated record.